This is a messenger RNA of Hippocampus comes (tiger tail seahorse), 6027 nucleotides long. Its product is annotated as zinc finger protein 236-like. Bases 411 to 5588 code for a protein of 1725 amino acids. Gene Ontology annotation, molecular function: RNA polymerase II cis-regulatory region sequence-specific DNA binding; DNA-binding transcription factor activity. Gene Ontology annotation, biological process: regulation of transcription by RNA polymerase II. The record is from RefSeq and is a predicted model, not a curated record. Lineage: Eukaryota; Metazoa; Chordata; Actinopteri; Syngnathiformes; Syngnathidae. The transcript is spliced from 9 exons.
CAUAUUUAUUGACGAUCGAUCCUUUUGAGAGUCAUCGGAAAGUUGGAAGUUAUCUCAGCUGACUUGGGGAAUUUUCGUAUGGAAAGGCGUUGAAUAGAUGUUUGUCCAAGUGCUUUGCCGUAAAACAUCUGCUUCCGCUUCCGUGUAUGUUUUAUGUAACCACACGUGCUUCAUUAAAUAAUAUAAUAAUAAUCCUAAAUUUGCAUUGAACGAACUCAAGCGUCGACACAGUAGUAGUACUACGAAAUAAAGUAAUACGUCUGCGAGCCUAUAUAAUCUUGUUUUGGUGCACGUUGAAGCGUCUUAGGACGCUUAGCCUGCUGUGUGCUAACACAGAGUCGCGUUUGAUAGCAACGUUGUACUGUACUCAGCGGAGAUCAAGCGAGAGUGAAGCGUUUUGACCUGGUGAAAUGUGCGCAAAAAGGGUGAAAGCAGAGCAAGACGGGGAACUGAACGCUUUUUUCAAGAAGCCCCAAGACGUGACACGCAAUCCAGACAUCAGUAAAAAAUAUCUUCGUCCUGAGCAGCAGGAGUGGAGCUUCAGGGUGGAGCAGCAGAAGCCACAGCCACCUCACUUGACAGUAGAAAAGGUGCCAAAGACUGUCGCCAUUAAACAGGAGGAGGAUGAGGAGGAGACUGAUAUCACCAAGCAUCCCUUGACUGUUGUCACUGGAAAGAGUGAAGAUAAAGGCGAAGCAGAUCUUCAUCUUGAGCAGCAGGACUGGACUUUCAGGGUGGGGCGACAGCAGCCGGAGCCCCAACAAAUGAAAGAUGAAGAGGAACCUAAGCUUCACCUCAUUAAAGAAGAAGAACAGGAAGAAGAUAUCGCCAAGUUGUCAUUGACUGUUGUACCUGUGGAGAUUAAAGAUGAUGAAGAUGAAGGUCAGAGUGAGGAGAACAAAGGGAGGGAGCCGCCAAGCAGCAGUUCAAGUCAACCGAUGACAACAGAAGGUGAUGGAAUCCACUGUGCAGGAUCAAAAGCAGGUGUCUUCUUAGCGCCACUAUCAGAUUGUGACGACAUGAUGUCACACUCUUCUGAUACUGAUGAUGAACACUCCAAAGGUGAUAUGACAUGUCACACUGACAACAAACGCGUGAAAUGUUCUCAGUGUGACAAAACCUUUUUCAACAAGUCAUCGUUGAAAAGACACACAAGAACACACACCGGAGAGAAACCUUACAGGUGCUCAGACUGUGGUAAAAGAUUCAGUCAGAAGGCAGAUUUAAAUAUACACACUGGGGGGAAACGCUUUGCCUGUUCAUUCUGCCCCUUAAGUUUCAGUAAGCGUUGCAAUUUAAUAACACACACAAGAACACACACCGGAGAGAAACCUUUUGCCUGUUCAGACUGCAACUUAAGUUUCAGUGUACGUUCAGCAUUGGCUCAACACAUGAAAACACACACUGGGGAGAAACCCUUUUCUUGCUCACUUUGUGGCAAAAAAUUCACUCAAAGUAGCAAUUUGACAACACACAUUAGAAGUCACACUGGUGAGAAACCAUUUCAUUGCAGUGUGUGUGAUAAACAAUUCACUUACAAAUAUCAAAUGAACAAACACACGUGUGCUGGUGAGAAGAGCAGCAGCAAUGAAACUGUGAAGAAACUUUUAUCCUGUGAAAUGUGUGCAAAAAAUGUGAAAGAAAAUUACGAGGAGCUUUCUCGAGCCGAAGAAGAGAACGAGCGACAACCACAACUACUGGACGCUGAAUUCAAGAAGCCGCAAGUCCUGCUUCAUUAUGCAGAUGCCAGUGAAGAAGGUCUUGAUGCUGAGCAGCAGAAGUGGGGCUCCAGGAUGGAGCGGGAGGAGCUUGAGCCUCCUCACACAAAAGAGGAAGAGGAGCUAGAGCUACCCGACAUUAAGGAAGAAGAGGAGCCAUUGCCCCUCACCAUUAAAGAGGAAGAGGAGGAGGAAGAUAUCAACAACUUUCCAUUGACAGUCAUUGUGAAGAGUGAAGAUGAUGACGAUAAAGAAAGCGAUAGAGACCACUGUGGAGGAUCACAAGCAGACAGGCUUUUAGCGGCACUGCCGGACAGUGACGAUGAGCAUUCUGAAGGUGAUGAUGCACAAUGGAAGUGCUCGCAGUGUGGGAAAACAUUUGGUUCAAAGUGGGGUUUGAAAGUACACAUGAGAAUACACACUGGAGAGAAACCCUUUUCCUGCUCACUCUGUGGUAAAAUAUUCACUCAGAAGGCACAUUUAAUAGCACACACAAGAACACACACUGGGGAAAAAGCCUUUGUCUGCUCAGUUUGCUCUUUAAGUUUCAGUGAACGUUCAAAUUUGGGCAAGCACAUGAGAACACACACUGGAGAGAAACCUUUUGCCUGUUUAUUUUGUGGUAAAAGAUUUUCUAUAAAGGGACAUUUAAGAACACACACAAGAACACACACUGGAGAGAAACCAUUUGACUGUUCAGUUUGUGGUAAACAAUUUGCCCGUAAGGCACAUCUAAACAUACACGCAAGAAGACACACCGGUGAGAAACCAUUUGCCUGCUCAGUUUGCGAGAAACGAUUCGCUCGUAAGGCUCAUUUAAACAUACACACAAGAACACACACUGGAGAAAAACCUUUUUCUUGCUCAGUCUGCACCUUAAGUUUCAGUGAACGUUCAAAUUUGGUUAAACACAUGAGAACACAUACUGGUGAGAAACCAUACAGUUGCAGUGUGUGUGAUAAAAGCUUUUCUCAAAAGUAUUUGGUUACGAAACAUAAGUGUGCUGGUGAAAAGAUCAGUGGUAAAUGCACUGUGAAAAUGUGUAAAGUAGAAAUGCUGAGAGCCCUGCUGAACCAGCGACUAAAUGCGGCUGUUGAGGAAGUAAUUACAGUGUUUCAAGGAACAAUAGCAGAGUAUGAGGAGGAACUUUCACGAACAAAACAGGAGAACGAGCGACAACGUCAAAUAUUGGACUCUGUUUUCAAGAAGCCCCAAGAUGAAUUACACAGAGCAGACAUCAGUGAAGAUCUUCGCCUCAAGCACCAGGAGCCACAGUUCUCCCACAUUAAAGAUGAAGGGGAGCCAACGCACCACCACCGGUAUGUUAAAGAGGAAGAGGAGGAUAAUGUCACCAAUAUGCCAUUUGCUAUCGUCCCUGUGAAUACUGAAGAGGAUGAAGACAAAGGCCCAAGUGAGCAAAAUGGAGGAGCUGUGCAAGAGCCUCCAUGCAGCAGCUCAAGUCAACACAUGCCAACAGAAGGUGAUGGAAACCAGUGUGGUGGAUCACAGACAGACAGCCUCAUAGCGCCACUAUCAGACAGUGACGACACAACCUCUUUUACUUCUGACACUGACAAUGAACGCUCGAAAGGUGAUAUGACAUAUCACACUGACAGCAAACGGUUGAAGUGCUCUCAUUGUGGGAAAACCUUUGCUGCCGGGCAUAAUCUGAACCGGCACUUGAGAACACACACAGGAGAGAAACCUUUUUCCUGCUCAGUCUGCAACUUAAGUUUCACUCAUAGAUCAGGAUUGGUUGAACACACAAGAACACACAGUGGGGAGAGACCUUUUGUCUGCUCAGUUUGUGGUAAGAGAUUCACACAAAGGGGAAGUUUAAUUAAGCACACAAGAACACACACAGGAGAUAAACCUUUUACAUGUUCCGUCUGCAACUUAAGUUUCGGGAAUCGUUCAAGUUUAGGAACACACACAAGAACACACACUGGAGAGAAGCCUUUUGUCUGCUCAGUUUGUGGUAAGAGAUUUUCUGUCAAGGGAAAUUUAAGAUCACAUACAAGAACGCACACUGGAGAGAAACCUUUCACCUGCUCAGUCUGUAACAUAAGCUUUAGGUAUCGUACAGGAUUGAUUCAACACACAAGAACACAUACUGGUGAGAGACCAUUUUGCUGCUUAGUGUGUGGCCAAAGAUUUUCUCAAAAGCAGAAUUUAAUUUCACACACAAGAAUACAUACUGGUGAGAGACCGUUCAGUUGCAGUGUAUGUGACAAAAAAUUCUAUGUCAAGUAUCAUGUUAAAAGACACAAGUGUGCUGGGGCAAAGAGCAGCAAUCAAGUGUACUUCUCACAAAAGCCUUGUUUGCUAGCUGCGAACAAAGAGACGCGUUUGUUCGCAGCGCAUCGCUACGCAGAGAUCAAGAGUCAGUGCCAAGUGUUUUAUUAUUGUGUCAAAAUGUGUGCAAAAAGAGUGAACGAUGACUACGACGAAGCACUUUGUCGAACAAAAGAAGAGGACGAGCAGCAACGUCAACUAUCGGACGUUGUUUUCAAGAAGCCUCAUGCUGUGUUCCACGGAACAGUCAUCUGUGAAGAUCUUCCUGCUGAGCAGCAGGUGCAAGACCCCUCUUACUUUCACGAGGAAGAGGAGCGAGUGCCCCGCUGCAUUAAAGAGGAAGAGGAGAACCCAGAGCCCCCAUGCAUUUACGAAAAUGAGAAUGAGAUGCCCCCCGACAUUAAAGGAGAAGAGGAGGAGGAAGAUGUCACCAUGUUGCCCUUCAAUUGUGUCAUUGUGAAGGUUGAAGGUGAUGAUGAAGAUGAAGGUGAUGGAGACCACCGUAAAGGAUCACAAGCAGACAUCUUAGCUCCCCAAUCAGAUAGUGACAACACAACGUCACAUUCACCUGACUCUGAUGAUGAACGCGCAAAAGGGGAUGUUACAUGUCACACUGACGGCAAACGUUGGGAAUGCUCUCAGUGUGGGAAAAGUUUUGAUGCCAAGUAUACUUUGAAAGUACACAUGAGAACACACACUGGAGAGAAACCCUAUUCGUGCUCAGUCUGCAACUUAAGCUUCAGUGUCCGUUCUUCCUUGGUUAAUCACAUGAGAACACACACUGGGGAGAAACGAUACACCUGCUCAGUCUGUGGUAAAAGAUUCACUCAGAAGGGCCAACUGACAACACACACAAGGAUUCAUACCGGCGAGAAACCUUACCUCUGCUCAGUCUGCAACGUGACUUUCAGUCUUCGUUCAUCCUUGGUCAAACACAUGAGAAUACACACAGGAGAGAAACCUUAUGCUUGCUCAGUAUGCAACAUAAGUUUCAGUAUUCGAUCAGGAUUAGUUCGCCACUCAAGAAAACACACGGGGGAGAAACCUUUUGCCUGUUCACUGUGUGGGAAAAGAUUCACUAUAAAGGGAAGCUUAAUAACACACACAAGAACCCAUACCGGAGAGAAGCCUUUUGUUUGCUCGAUCUGCAAUUUAAGUUUCAUUGAUCAUUCAGGGUUGCUUCAACACAAAAGAACACAUACUGGUGAGAAACCUUUUGCCUGCUCAAUUUGUGGCAAAACAUUCUCUUUAAAGGGGAAUUUAACAACGCACACAAGAACACACACCGGAGAGAAACCUUUUGCAUGUUCAGUCUGCGACUUAAGUUUCACUGACCGCUCGGGGUUGCUUAAACACAUGAGAACACACACUGGGGAAAAAGAGUUUUCCUGCUCGGUGUGUGGUCAAAGAUUCUCUCAAAGAGGCACCAUGACAAGACACUCUAAAAGACAUACGGGUGAGAAACCAUUCAGUUGCAGUGUGUGCGAUAAAAGAUUUUAUGAUAAGUAUGAGAUUAAGAAACACAAGUGCACUUUGGCAAAUAAAACAGAAAUCAAUGAUGCUGCAGGACUUUAAAUGAACUGCAAGGAAACCUUCUGACAAGUUCAGGAAGUUUUAAGGGUUGCAGUAAACUGAGAAAUCACUAUCAAUACAAUACAAUCAAAUUUAAUGUGUCACAUCAGGUCAUUACAAAGCCUCAAAUCAAUUACAAUUUUACUCAAGUCAGAACAAUAAUUGUCAUUGCACCUUGCGGUCCAAUAACCUUAUUGCACAUUAAGCAAAUACAUGAUGCAGAUCUUUUUGUUGUUACUUUUACAACUACAUUUAAAUUGUACUUGCUUGAUAUUGCAUUCUAAAAAUUACAAAUUAUUUUUUUAACACUUGCCUAUGGCCAAUUAAUGUGCGUCAUAACUGUAUGUUUGCUUGCUUUAAUACUACUCUGUAUGUUUAUGAUUGCUUCUAGUGGACACCAAAAUUACCUCCUGGAUCAAUAAAGUAUUAUUCCCGACAAGCA